AUGACAUCGCCGCGUCGAUCUCGGAUCGGAGGAUCUCUGACAGACGUGUUCCAAACUCCUCCGAAAGUGACGGACAUCAAAGUAUCGGGAGAAUCACGAGACUUCUACGCUGUUGUCCUGCCAGCAUCAGUCACAUUGUCAGAACAAGAUAAACCUCCAUUCAUCUUCCCGGAUCUCGCGUCCACGAUACAGUUCUGUAAGCGUUUCAAGGAGGCCGCUCGUUGGAAAAAAUUUCCGAGCCGGCAGGCUGCGCUUCAAUUCUGCGAAGACUCGAACGUUCUAACUCCGUGCUCCAAUGCGAUUGUCAGCGCCAAGGACGAGCGGAAAGCCUCUGGGGAAAGAAGUCCGUUCAGGAGUCCGCGAUCACAAGAUUACGUGCGAUUCCGCAAGUGCAUCAUGGAUAACGACAAGACGCUUCUAUUGGAAAUGGUGUGGUCGAAUCCUCGAUAUCUGAUUGGAGGCGGCGACAACCCUACCAUUCUCCACGAAGGGUGUAGGUACAAUGCGUUUCAUGUUGCGGCUCGUAGCAAUAAGCCGGUGAUUCUUCAAUUGCUGAUAGAUCUCCUCCGGAACACGAGUCUUUUCCGGAUGUUGUAUCCAGAUGAUGACGAGGACACAAUCAAUCAAAGAAUCAAAUAUGUCAUCAACAUGUACCUUAAUAUCCCGGACAAAACCAAACGAGGCGAUCGUCCCCUGCACUUCGCCAGCGCCAUGGGUUCCCUCCAGUGCGUCGAAAUCCUCCUCAACCAAGAAGAAUGCGUCAGAGACGCUCCAAACGGCGAAGGCUUCACGGCAGUAGAAUUGGCAGGCACUCGUAUGACGGAGGCAUCCUCUCUCGAUGUGGAGAAAGCGAUCAUCGAUCUUUUUAAUGGCAAGUUCGAGAACUUCGAUGAGGAUCACCAGGUUAUCCUACCGAUUGUUCGUGACGAGAUGUGCUCCGAACCACCGGCCUUCGCCGCCACCAUGAACCUCAUAACUAGGGACUUCGACUUCCGGAAUCCCCCUCUACCUACAGCUCAAGCCAAAACUUGGAACGCAGGCGAAAAGUCUCAGUUUCGUAUCGUUGCGGUCGUCGGUCCAGUCACGAGGGAGCGAGCCGCUCGCAUAGUGAAUGACGUUCACAGUAAGCGAGCAACUUUCGCGGACGUUCGGAGACGCGACGCGGAGAAAGGUUUCGAGAGCGUUGUACGAAAAAUCGCCAAAGACCAGGACUUACGCUGGAACGAGUUCUGGCCCUUCCUCAAUUCUUGGGGCGAUCUCACUACGAGAAAUGGUCUCUUAGACUUCGAAGCCUAUUUCAUCGAGUCGCUCCAGGAUUCACAACCAGAUUUGGGCGCGGAAAACGAGAACGCAAACAACAAACGCAUAACCAAAGAUCAUGCAACAUCAGAUUGCAUAAAAGCGCUCAAAGAUUUGGUCGAUGGUGUUGGAGACGACAAUACUGGCUGUCAGGCUCUCGAGAAGAAUGUUGCCGAUGCUGAUCAUUGUGAAGUAGCGAGAUCGGUGGCCUCUUACGUUCUCGAUUUCAUGUCUGAGCACGAGAAGAAAUUCGUCAAAGCGGAGUUGACAAGUCUCGAGGAGUAUCCGUUGAAUUCGAUGAAGUCCUGUGUCAUACAGAAAAUUCUUAACCUAUUGGAGAGGGAGGAUUCACAUGAAUGUAGAUGCUUCGUGCAAACGGGUGCUCAGAAUGGGAAUAAUCGGGAGAAAACGAGCCAUCGGAGGAGAUCGAAGGUUUCGAGUGUCGACAUUUUGAAAAUUUGCUUCAUACAUGGACCCCUGCCGAGUCGGACCGACUAUCAAGUCUGGAUAGCCAUGGAGUCCGUCGUAGAAACUAUCGAGCAAUCCGAAUAUCCGUGCGUCUACCGAUGGAUCAAUAACAUGGCUGAGUUCCCAACCGAUCAAAUGGCACACUGGGGAACACCGAAAAAAACUCAACCGAUUCUCGGAAAUCGUUCGUCGCCGAUCUCAUCUCUCCCCAGCUCGGAGCCGCAGUCAUCCACACCUCUUAGAAAUUCGAAGAAGAACGGACGUAGCUCAGUACGGAAACCCCGACGAGCGGAGAUUAUUUUUCCGGUGGACGAGUGGUAGGGAGUCCGAGUCUUUGUGUCGAUUAUCACAUCGAGGUGAUGAAUCCGCGGGGACGACCUAAUUCUAGAUGUUGAGACCUUCAAUUGGACCCUGGACUUUUUGGGACAAGGGUCUCGUUUCGAUCUUGCGGUUCCGAUGCAGUCGAAACCAUUGUGAUAGCAAUCGUUCUCGAGUCCUGAUUCUAGCUGGAGCAUCCCCUGCAGUCCAUGGCUCCCGGAACUUUGCUAGUGCCUGCCAUGUCCGGUCCCAUCAUCGUUCAAUGAGCGAUAAGGCCGAAAAUCGUAGCGCCGAGAUGCGACUUCCUCGCUGUACCUGAUGUAUAUAUUUUACCCUUUUCCUGAAACCCCCAACCGCUCGCCGUC
Messenger RNA from Galendromus occidentalis (western predatory mite), 2450 nucleotides. It is a transcript of the gene Ankle2, whose product is annotated as ankyrin repeat and LEM domain-containing protein 2. The transcript has 9 exons. Gene Ontology annotation, molecular function: protein binding. Bases 1 to 2088 code for a protein of 695 amino acids. The record is from RefSeq and is a predicted model, not a curated record. Lineage: Eukaryota; Metazoa; Arthropoda; Arachnida; Mesostigmata; Phytoseiidae.